AUGCGUGACGUUGAGGUACGUACUACGACAAGCGGCGCCAGGAUAUCAGCCUGCGCUGGUGGACCAGACGCACUGCGGCCUUGCGCGCUGGCGACAACUAAAGGCGCACAUGAAGCGGUGGCAGCGGUGGCCGCCGCGAUUGGCAAUGAUUACAACAGCAAGACCAUGAAGCGCAACCCCAAGUGGAUAGAGAGGGUGUACGGACCUAGCUACGUUACCAACGACUGUGGGUCCCGCCUCACUGCACGCAAUAAUAACGACUCUGCACGCCGACGACGACGAGGAGGGCGUCCUGUGGGGUGCCAGAGAAGCUGUCGCAGGAGGCGCAGCAGCCAGGGGCACGGCAGCAGCCAGAGGAAGGACAGUAAGACGCAGAAAAGUUCGCCUGUUCCUCGGCGGCUGGCCGAGCGCGAUAGGGAGGACAGCGAAUCCAGCGACUAUGAUUCUCUAGGGGAGGAGUGGGUAUAUACGCCCAAUGUUCGGCUUCGGCUCCUCGUGCCGCCACGCCGCCCUCCUGCCCCUGUCGGCCGUCAUCAAAAUCUGCGGGAAGGUCGAGAAGGCCGAAACCGCCUGGAUGGGACAUUGCACCCCGUAGGAUGGAGGUACGGUGCCUCCGCAGUAACUAGGAAUUUACAAGGCGGGCCUGGAUACCAGAAGCGCAUCCAGCGUGUCUCUUCUGCGGGGAAAGCCAAGAAGCUCCCGAGGAGGUACAAGCGCUGCGCCGAGAGCGCCGAGCAACCACGAAUGAGAACGACGCUCCAGGAGCAGCACUCGUGGGCGUUAAGUAGCACCUCAUGCGAGUGGCCUCCUGCGCGUGGCCAUCGGGCACCAAUUCACUCCCUCAGGACCCCUGCGGCGUAUGCGAUACGUCGUUGA
Rangifer tarandus platyrhynchus (Svalbard reindeer) is the source of this 876-nucleotide messenger RNA. Lineage: Eukaryota; Metazoa; Chordata; Mammalia; Artiodactyla; Cervidae. The record is from the annotation of a GenBank genome assembly.